Messenger RNA from Aspergillus fijiensis CBS 313.89, 1137 nucleotides. Its product is annotated as survival factor 1 family protein. NCBI's taxonomy places the organism in Eukaryota, Fungi, Ascomycota, Eurotiomycetes, Eurotiales, Aspergillaceae. Gene Ontology annotation, cellular component: cytoplasm. Gene Ontology annotation, biological process: response to oxidative stress. The record is from RefSeq and is a predicted model, not a curated record. The coding region runs from base 1 to 1137 and encodes 378 amino acids. The transcript has 5 exons.
AUGAACUGGCUUAAGUCUACUCUCGCGAGCGUUGCUGGCACUCAGGAACCGAUCUAUGGUCCGGAGGCUAUCAGAUCGGUUGCCCAGCAGGCGCAAGAAACCCCUUACACCGAACUCACCAAGGAUGAUCUCCGUUGGCGUGCUCACCAAUAUACCAACGUCGAGACUCAUGUCUUCUAUGUCAUGGGCGACAAUGGUACCCUAGCACUGUGCCAGGUCAUCUACAGCAACAUUGUUGGAAUUCAUACUACCGCCCAGUUCACUUCCAAGAUCUUCAACCUCAAGGGUGACGCUCCCCACAACUGGCACUCCGACCCUCUCUCCAACUUCAUGUUCGACGAGAGCAUGCUUUCCUUUGGCGCCGACAACCUCGCCGUGACGCUGAAUGAGGAAGGAGAUACCUACACUAUCAAGUCGGCGGUGAAUGAGGACAGUCUGGUGAACUUGACCUUCAAGCGCACCGCUCCGGGCUUUGUUGUCGGCAAAGACGGUACUUCAUACUUCGGCACGGAUCCGCAGAACCCCUGGGGCUCUAUGAGCCAUGCCUUCUGGCCUCGUUGCGCCGUGGAGGGAACCAUCACCACCAAGGAACAGAACUUCGACCUCAAGGGUCGCGGCCUGUUCAUCCACGCGCUCCAGGGCAUGAAGCCCCACCACGCGGCUGCGAGAUGGAACUUCCUCAACUUCCAGACCCCUACUUACUCGGCCAUCAUGAUGGAAUACACUACCCCUCCCUCGUACGGAUCCACCGUGGUCAACGUCGGUGGUAUUGUCAAGGACGGAGAGAUCGUCUAUGCUGGUAGCACCAACACUGCCACCCACACGGGAUCGAACCAGGAUGCCGAGAGUGACUGGCCCGAGCCGAGAUCCAUCAAGUGGGUCUGGGAGGGCAAGUCCAACGAUGGCAAGGAGGUUCACGCCGAGGUCGAUGGAGCUCUGGGCAGCCGCCUGGACCGGAUUGACGUGAUGGCCGAGGUCCCGGGCUUCAUCAAGACCAUUGCUGGCAGUGUUGCCGGUACUCGGCCGUACAUCUUCCAGUACUCUCCCCAGGAGAAGCUAUCUUUGAAGCUUAAGAUCGGCGAUGAAGAAAUCACCGAAGAGGGUACUUUGUUCUCCGAGGCGACUUUCAUCUCAUAG